CACUGCACCAGAUCUGGGCUCUGCUCCCCGCCUGCUCUCCGGGCUGCGGUUACAGCGUAGCAGUGCCGGGACCCGCUGCCUGCCCCCAGGAUCCGCCUCCAGCCCCAGCCCUGAGCCCCCGGAGCUUUCACCGACACUCACACUUGGCCAUUGCACUCCGGGAGCUGGAAUCGGCCCCUGCGGCAGCCCUGGGCUCUGCCGACAGCAGCUCCGGAGCCUGCAGACCAAGCUACGAUGACGGGGAAGGUUCCCUCGUUCUCCCCCGGCUCCACAGUGAGCUCCGCUCUGCCCGGCUACAUCGCUCUCUGCCUCGCUCUACAGGUUCACAGGCUGGAGUCAGCACAGUUUACAGUGACUGGACCUGGCCAUCCGAUCACUGUCUCCCUAGGUGAGGAGGCCGUCCUGCCCUGUCACCUCUCCCCCAGGAUGAGCGCUGAGAACAUGGAGCUGAGGUGGUUCCGAUCCCUGUUCUCUGCAGUUGUGCACCGGUAUAAGGAUGGGCAGGAUCAGUAUGGAGAGCAGAUGCUGGAAUAUCAGGGAAGGACAGAGCUGCUGAAAGACAAUAUCACCAGUGGGAGUGUUUCCCUGAGAAUACACAAUGUCCAGCUUUCUGACCAUGGACAGUACACGUGUUUCUUUCAAUCCCAUGUCUCAUAUGAAGAAGCCUUACUGGAACUGCAGGUGGCAGUUUCAGGCUCUGACCCCCACAUCUCUGUUGAUGGUCACCAGGACAGAGGGAUCCGGGUUGUGUGUCGAUCAGCAGGCUGGUACCCAGAACCCAAGGCCCAGUGGAGAGAUCGCCAUGGGCAGCUGCUAUCAUCUGCUUCUGAAAAAAUAUCCAAGGAGGCCAGUGGCCUAUUUCAAAGCCAGAUUUCUAUUGUUAUAACAGAACAUUCCAACCAGGGCUUGUCCUGUUCCAUCAGGAACCCGCUCCUUAACCAAGAGAAAAUAUCAACAGUUUCCAUAGCAGAGCUGUUUUUCCCAAGAGUCAAUCCCUGGAUGGUGGCUCUGGGCGUGAUCCUGUCUCUCCUGGCUGUUCUCAUUGCCCUGACCACAUACUGCUUCUGGAGGCAACACAGAGAGAAAGACAAACUCCAGGCUGAGCUCAGGUGGAGAAUCGCCCAGCUCUUCGCAGACCAAGCUACGAUGACGGGGAAGGUUCCCUCGUUCUCCCCCGGCUCCACAGUGAGCUCCGCUCUGCCCGGCUAUGUCGCUCUCUGCCUCGCUCUACAGGUUCCCAGGCUGGCGUCAGCACAGUUCACAGUGACUGGACCUGACCGUCCAAUCACUGCCUCCCUAGGUGGGGAGGCCAUCCUGCCCUGCCACCUCUCCCCCAGGAUGAGCGCUGAGAACAUGGAGGUGGGAUGGUUCCGAUCCCAGUUCUCUGCAGUUGUGCACCUGUACCGUGAUGGGCAGGAUCAGUACGAAGAGCAGAUGCCGGAAUAUCGACGCAGAACUGAGCUCUUGAAAGACGACAUCACCAAUGGGAGCAUUUCCCUGAGAAUACGUGAUAUCCAACCCUCUGACGAUGGGCAGUACAAGUGUUUUUUUCAGUCUAAUGUCUCUUACAAAGAAGCUUUACUGGAACUACAGGUGGCAGGUUUGGGCUCUGCUCCUGACAUCUCUGUGGUGGGACAUCAGGACAGAGGGAUCCGGGUUGUUUGUCGAUCAUCUGGCUGGUACCCGGAGCCCAAGGCUCAGUGGAGAGAUCUCCAGGGGCAGAUCUUACCAUCCGCCUCCGAAAAAAUAUCCCAAGAGGCUGAUGGCCUGUUUCAAACAGAGAUUGCCAUUGUUAUAAUGGAAAAGUCCAACCAGAAAGUGUCCUGCUGUUUCAGGAAUCCCCGACUCAACCAGGAGAGAGAGUCAGCGAUUUCCAUAGCAGAGCUGUUUUUCCCCCGAGUCAAUCCCUGGAUGGUGGCUCUAUGGGUGAUCCUGGCUCUCCUGGCUGUUCUCCUUCUCCUGGCCAGUUACUGCUUCUGGAGGCAACACAGAGCAAAAGAGACUCUGCAAUCUGAACUGAAGAGCGAGAAAGCGGCGCAUCGUGCAGAGAAUGACACACUCCAUGCUGAGCUCACAUGGAGACGCGCCCAGAUCUACGCAGUGGACGUGACUCUGGAUCCAGACACGGCUCAUCCCAACCUCGUCCUGUCUGAGGAUCGGAAACAUGUGAGACAUAGAGACACACGCCAGGAUCUGCCCGACAACCCUGAGAGAUUUGAUUCUUAUCCCAUUGUUCUGGGCACUGAGGGGUUCAUGGGCGGGAGGCGUUACUGGGAGGUGGAGGUGGGAGACAAGAUGAAAUGGGACCUGGGGGUUUGUAGGGAAUCUGUGAGCAGGAAGGGGUGGGUCACAGUCACACCCGAGGAUGGAUACUGGGCCCUGCGGCUGCGGGAUGGGGGAUACAAGGUCUGCACUUACCCCAGGAUCCCCUUCCCCGUGACCGUCAGGCCCAGCCGAGUGGGGAUUUUCGUGGACUAUGAGGAGGGCAAGGUCACAUUUUAUAAUGUGACUGAUAUGUCCCAUCUCUUCACUUUCACAGCCACAUUCUCUGGGACGCUCCGCCCUUAUUUCAAUCCUUGUCCCAAUGCUGGGGGUACAAAUGCGGCUCCCCUGAUAAUCUGCCCAGUCCCAGCUCAGGCCGAAGGGGAUCUGUCCCUGACAGUGACCCCGCAGCACAGACUGACCCCUCCUGGCACUGCUGCUCUUCCCACCCCCAGUGCUGGAGCCCAGUUACUGUAGGUAACUGGACUUUUUGUGCUGACUGGAUGCUGCCAGUUUCCCUUUUCAAUGGGAGAUUCCAGUCGAAAACCAGACCCCUGGGUACCCCCAGCCCCCACCUUUCCCCGUCCCCUGCCCCAGGGGUAGCAGAUGGGGGUGCAUGGGGAUCAUUCACUCCGGUCACAAUUUUCUACCCCUGUGAAAUCUCAGUGUAAACUAUGAAAGAAAAAAGAUUAUUCUAAUCUAGAAAAUAUUAUUGUAACAAGGUGUAAAUACAAGAGUAUUUAAUUUACAUUUCAACAGUAUUUCAAAAACAAGCAUCUAAACAUUGUUAGAAAUGGAAAUAUUUACAUUUUUUUAUUCUUCCCUCAAAUCUAUAUUGAAGUUUAACUUCUCUAAAUAACGUCAUUGGUAUUUCAACUGUGGAAUUUCAAGAAAUCCAAAAUAUUUAUCUUAACAAAAUAAAUGAUUAAAUUGUCAGACUGGUUGUUUAUUGCAAUAUACAUGUGUCAUAAACAUCACAAUUACACACAUGUGCAGCUGGUCUCUCUCUUCCCCUCCCCCUUUUUUAUUGUCUUGACUCCUUCUCUCGGGAAGGCAGGACACAUAUACCCACCUCCUGCACUACAGUUUUGAAAAUUAAUAGGUGAAAAAAUGAUAUAAUUAAGCAAUAUAUUUAAGUUAACUCACACAAGAUUAUAUAAUAUUUAAACUUCUGUCAGCAUUAAUUCAUGCUAUUUUUAAGUUUCUAGCUACGUAAUCAAGAUGUGAGCCUUCCUUUCAUUUUGUCACAUCAAUUAACAAAACAUAGUCCCCAACCUCAAAAGGGGUUGUAUUCCUUUACUGAAUCAUCACAAAUUAACUUAAUUGUAUUAAAGACGCUGGCACUUCACAUGACAUGAAAUUUGGUGAAUCUUCCUUGGCAAACCUUUCUUCUCAGCCAUAAAUCAGUCGAAAGGGUGAUAUUGUGGUUGUCAUGUGAGGUUUAGAGUACAAAGCAAAGAAAGUUGCUCCAGGAAAUUCAUCACAAUUCCUCUGGGUUCUCUGUCCACCAUCUUCUGGAAUGCUCUGUAAAAAUAGUGACCGAUUGGUCUAAUUCCUUGAAAUUAGUGAUUGAACCUAAUUUCUUGAAGAGCUACUGAGCAGAGUCUGAGGGGAGGCACAUAACAUUGCUAGGACUCUUUUUUGUUUUAAAUGUGAUGUUAUGAAAAUUUUCAAUGUCAUAAUUCAGUUUUGAAGGUUUAUUCACAAUAUGCCAUUCAUGGCAGUGUGCCCUAAACGUACCUUGAUUAUUUGAAA
Mauremys mutica (yellowpond turtle) is the source of this 4017-nucleotide messenger RNA. RefSeq names its product butyrophilin subfamily 1 member A1-like. Gene Ontology annotation, cellular component: external side of plasma membrane. The record is from RefSeq and is a predicted model, not a curated record. Lineage: Eukaryota; Metazoa; Chordata; Testudines; Geoemydidae. Gene Ontology annotation, biological process: T cell receptor signaling pathway; regulation of cytokine production. Gene Ontology annotation, molecular function: signaling receptor binding. Bases 235 to 2739 code for a protein of 834 amino acids. The transcript has 16 exons.